Dioscorea cayenensis subsp. rotundata (Guinea yam) is the source of this 768-nucleotide messenger RNA. RefSeq lists its product as uncharacterized. The transcript has 2 exons. Bases 27 to 569 code for a protein of 180 amino acids. NCBI's taxonomy places the organism in Eukaryota, Viridiplantae, Streptophyta, Magnoliopsida, Dioscoreales, Dioscoreaceae. The record is from RefSeq and is a predicted model, not a curated record.
CUCUAUAGUUUUCAAGUUCAUCAAGCAUGACUUCCAAAGCCAACUGGAGUCUACAAGCAGAUGAGAACUCACUGUUACUCUUCUUCUUCAUCUUCUUCUUUGUGGUAGUUUUCACUGGUCUCUGUGUCACAGCAUUACUUAGAAAAAAGAACAUGAAGAACUCAACCUUAGUUAACAAUGACAAUGAAGAAGAAGAAGAAGAUGAUGAUGAUGAUGAAGAAGAAGAAGAAGAAGAAGAAGAAGGUUCAGGUUGGGAGAGGACCAGGAAGAUGUUGGCAAGGACACUAAGGUGGAGUGAAGCUACAAGGUGGCAGAAUGAAUGGGCAGCAAUGGCAGAGAUGAGAUGCAAUAGUAGAAGAGAUGAACAUAGAAAUGCAAUGGCAUCACCUUUGUGGAAAAGAAGGAUACUGAUGGGGGAAAAGUGUGAGUUACCGAGGUUUAGUGGUGUAAUUCUAUAUGAUGAGCAUGGAUUUCCCCUGCGUGACAGUCCCCGGGAAGAGAUUGAUCAGCAUAGUUAUUAUCGGGAUGAACCUGUGAAGGUCCUGACUACACUCAAGGACCUGCUCUAGUUUUCAGUAAUCCAGAAAAGAAAAACAGAACCGGGAAUGCACAUAAUUUUGAAGCAUAUGACAAGGAAUGAGAGACCAAUAUCACUGCAGUUUUAAUCUGGAUGUCUGAAUUUGAGAUUUUCUAAUAUCAAUCAUAUGGCUUUGAUUGUAAUCUUUGAUAAAGUAAUACACUGUUCUUUUCUGGUUUACUUUAUAUGCA